Molecule: messenger RNA, 2284 nt
Organism: Oryzias latipes (Japanese medaka)
Lineage: Eukaryota; Metazoa; Chordata; Actinopteri; Beloniformes; Adrianichthyidae
Source: RefSeq, a predicted model, not a curated record
AGAUAAAAAGUAUAAGUAUCCCUACUUCAGCGUUCUGAUCCAAGGAUGACUGGCUGACUCCAAGAAAGUCGUGGAAUAAUGGAACAACCUUUCCUUCUUGAUGUGUCACUGAGUGCAACAUUGUUUUCUUCAAAUAUGAAAAUAAAAUAUGUCAGACAAAAAUGAAAAUUAGAAAUGACGACUUCUCCGUUGUAAACAAGGUAAACAUUUGCGGCUUUUUCUAGUUUUGCAGGUUAAAAAUAUCCUACUUCUUGUGAGAUCAUGUUCAUAUUUAUCCUUUUAAUGAAAUCGCAGAUUUUUUUUUUCUGUUAGCUGACAAAAUGGCAUAAUAAAUACUGACCAAAUAACUUUUUGAGGAAAAAUGUUGUGGUGGAAACUGUUUUUGUAGUCUGUAAAUGUGACCUAACCUCUGUAGAAGUGGCUGUGACUGAAGCAGAUGUCUGCAGCAGAUUCAUUGUGAGUUUCACACUUUGUGCCCACGGCCACAAUCUAUUUCUGUGGUUCCAGUUAUGUAUGACUGUCUUUAGGAAUGAACCGGACCAUGUUACACCCUGGGCCCUCCCCCAGACGGCCCGCUGAAGAAACAGCUGAUGUCAGUUCUGCUUAAAGACACACACGGUCCCAGCUACAACCGCACUACAACCUGUGCAACAGUACAGUCAAAGGCACAGCAGGCUGCAAGCUUGAAGACAGAAGGGCUCCUGCAGCCCCCACCCCCUCGACCCCCCCACACGUCACGUUUGGCUAAAAGGAGGCUCCAAACCACGCUUCCAAAUCCACAACCCCAGACUUUAAUCCCAAGUUACAGAAGACUAAAUACAAGAGGGUCAUCUCUCAGCGCCCCCAUGUGCCUGCUUGGACGAUGGAGCUGCGCUGCCUUCCUAUAGAGUCCCCCACCACGGCCAGCACCUGCUCCAUGGACCCCCUGUACGACAACUGCCCGCCUUUUGCUCAGCGAGUCAAACCCAGAGAGAAGGGAAUGCAGAGUGGAAUUUCGUGUGCUAGUGUGAGCAGGUUUCAAGGCACUGGCAGCCCCCCACCUGGUGUGGUCCCGGCUUUGGCUGGGGUUCAUCUGCUGGUUUGCGGAGGAGAGGCUGGCGCCUUGCCAGAAAGCUGCUCCUCCAGCUGCAGAAGAGGUCUGGGACGUCCGGCCUGGAAAGAGGAGCCAAGAGGAGGCAGGGAAAAACCAAAAGAACAGGGACGUGGCUGGGGGGCAAAGGACGGCGUUUUCCUGAAGCAAAGCCCCUGUCCAUCAUUAAGCGAGGAACAUCGGAGUGCUUUGUCUCUAUACGACAAUCUUCUGGAUGCUGACACGACUGGCAGCCAUCGGCCGCUCUUUGACGUGGAAACAAGCGUGCAGGACUGGCAGGAGCACAUGUACCAAGCGUGGGCUCCAGAGGAGAUGCAGGAACUGAUGCAGGCAGAGGCUGAGAAGGAAGACAAGAACAAGUGGUCUUGCGAUCUCAUCCAGAAUCCAGGGAAAGGGGAGCAACAACAGGAUCCUGAGUUGGACUCUGGGUCUUGUAUGUCAGCGCAGCAGGAUUCCAAACUGGACCUUGAAAACUCCCCUAAACUACUCCAAACUAAGCUCCAGGUCAAGUGGCCACCUGCUGCAGACCAGCACCACAGGCUGCCAUCUUUGUCUCCAAAGGAGCCCCCUCCUCCCCCACUGGCUGACCCCUCGGCGAGUGCACUCCGGAGCCUCCUCACCAGCCUCCAGCAGCAAAUACUGAGACAGCAGGAGGAUUAUGAGGCGCAAAUCCUCAGUCUGGAGCAGCGAAACGAAGAGCUGCAACUGGAAGUGGUCCAUUUGAAAACCAACCUCUCACAGCAGCGGCAAUGGUACCAGGUGGUUCAGGCCAAGAUCGAGGAGUCGGAGAAGGCCCGGGCUGCUGCGGAGCUUCGCAACGCCACGCUGCAGAGGGAGAUGGAGCAGUUCUUCGACACCUUUGGCGAGCUCAACAAUGAGGCAAAGAAAACGGAAUACAUUGUCAAGAGCUUUUGAGCAGUCGAAUGUCUGGGAGUAGAACUUUUAUUUUCUGAGGUAUGCUCAGAAGAAUGUUCUGAGAAGCACAGGAAACGAGAAUCACUGAUAUCCACUUUAUUAGCUUUGAUGGAUAAAAGAUGUUGGCCGAGUUAUAACGUGGUGGUCAAGACAUAUCACACGGGACAUCCCUGGUCUCCAGAGCUCAGUCCACAUCUGUCUACGUUUUACAUCAGUUUCUGCCCACCGUAGGUCAUUAAGGCAUGACAGAAAGAAUAAAGUCCUGGUUGUGUACAGAAA